Messenger RNA from Medicago truncatula (barrel medic), 3646 nucleotides. RefSeq names its product kinesin-like protein KIN-14Q. The record is from RefSeq and is a predicted model, not a curated record. Gene Ontology annotation, cellular component: microtubule cytoskeleton. Gene Ontology annotation, molecular function: microtubule binding; ATP binding; microtubule motor activity. Lineage: Eukaryota; Viridiplantae; Streptophyta; Magnoliopsida; Fabales; Fabaceae. Gene Ontology annotation, biological process: microtubule-based movement.
GAAUCCAAUGCACAAAGCAUAUAAACUCCACAAAUGCAAAUUCUUCACCCGCUUAUCACCUUUCAAAUUUCAAACCCCUCCAACGGUCAAAUUUUCAUAACAAAAAUCAAAUUCCAUUUCAUAGCAAAACUUUCUCAAAAAGCAUACACAACCCUUUAUUGAUUAAUCAUCAUUGUUAUUAUUUUUAUUAUAUAUUUUCAGUUUUCAAAGUUCAAACGGGUUGUGACUAUUAUUUUAUCAAUGGAAGAUAAUGAAUUGAAUCUCUAUGAUCAUGACCCUCUUCUUCUAAAUGAUGCUUCUUUUCAACAACAACAACAAGAAAUCACUUCCACUAGAGUUUUAAAAUCAUCAUUUAGCUCUCUGAAUUCAGCUAUGGAGGCAGCAGAUCCUCAAUCAUGUGGUGGAAACCCUAGUUAUGGAUUGUGUGUGAAAAAUGGAAGCUCUGAGAGGAACAGCUUGCAAUUUGAUGACCCAAUUGUGAAAAAUUUGGUCGACAAUGGACGGUCGAUAUUAGGGUUUUCGAUGACUUCACCAGAUUUGGUGAUCUGUUCUGCCUCACCAGAUAAUGCUGGAAUCAGUUAUUGUGAUUCUCCUGAAUUGUUUAAGAAGAACAAAAAUUGCUACAAUUUGGAUUCAUCUAUGGAGCUUUCUCUUGAGAAUGGAAUCAAUGGACCUGAAGUUGAAGUUUACAAUGUCCAUAAGACUCCAACUGUUAAAUUCUCCAAUGUGUGUCAGACUAUUGAACCAGAGGAAGAAUUAGUAUCACCUGAAGCUUCCUUUGAGCUUCAUCCACCGCCGGUAACUAAAGACGACGAGUCGCCCCGAGACUACUCUCUAAACGAUGAUGAAAUGUUAGAAGAUGGUAGAGUGUCUCAGGAGACAGAGUCGGAGGGCUCGGAAGAUGAAGAGGAUAUUGGGGUAGAAGAGAAGUUUCAGAAGCUGAAAAGAGAUUUUGAGUGUCAGAGAAAAGAGCUGGCAGUAACAAGGAGGGAGUUGGGGGAGCUCAAGAGGGAGAAUCAUAAAAAAAGUAGUGAAUGUCAAGAAGCUUUCAACUCCUUAAACGAGCUUCAGAAUGAGCUAAUGCGCAAGUCGAUGCACGUAGGAUCUUUAGCAUUUGCUAUUGAGGGGCAAGUGAAAGAGAAAAGCAAGUGGUUUACAUCACUGAGAGACUUGAUGAGGAGAUUGAAGAUUAUGAAAAUGGAGCACAUGAAGCUAUUAGAAGAAGCAGAAGCAUACAAGAAAUAUGAAGCAGAUAUAAGUGAAAUGGGACUCAUAAUCAAAUCUAAAAUGAAUGAACAAAUAGAGUUGCAUGAAGAUCUCAAGUCCAAAUAUGUUGAAGGUGCCAAGGUUCAAAAAGAGCUUUAUAAUAAGGUAUUGGAGUUGAGAGGAAACAUAAGGGUCUUUUGCCGGUGUAGGCCUCUCAAUGCCGAAGAGAUGAAAGGAGGAGCCUCAAUGGCCUUAGAUUUUGAUUCUGCUAAAGAUGGCGAGCUUACUGUACUGUCAAAUGGAUCUCCAAAAAAGACUUUUAAAUUUGAUGCUGUCUUUGGCCCUCAAGUUGAACAAGCUGAUAUCUUUGAGGACACAGUACCAUUUGCAACCUCAGUAUUAGAUGGAUACAAUGUAUGCAUUUUUGCAUAUGGACAGACUGGUACUGGAAAAACCUUCACAAUGGAGGGUACUGAAGAGGCUCGAGGAGUUAAUUUCAGGACUCUUGAGAAAAUGUUUGAUAUAAUCAAGGAAAGACAGAAGGUCUAUCGUUAUGAUAUCUCCGUAAGUGUCUUAGAAGUGUACAAUGAGCAAAUAAGAGAUUUGCUGGUUUCUGGAAAUCAUCCAGGAAUGUCUGCUAGAAGAUUGGAGAUAAGGCAAGCUGGUGAAGGAAUGCAUAUUCCAGGGUUGGUUGAGGCACAUGUGAACAAUAUGACUGAAGUGUGGGAAGUCCUACAAACUGGUAGCAAUGCAAGGGCUGUAAGCUCAACGAAUGCGAAUGAGCACAGUAGCCGAUCUCACUGCAUUCACUGUGUCAUGGUUAAGGGAGAAAAUUUGUUGAAUGGAGAACACACUAGAAGCAAGUUAUGGCUUGUGGACUUAGCAGGCAGUGAAAGAGUUGCAAAGACAGAAGUGCAAGGUGAUAGAUUGAAGGAGACACAAAAUAUUAAUAGGUCUCUUUCUGCACUUGGUGAUGUCAUUUCAGCUCUUGCAACUAAAAGUUCACACAUCCCAUUCAGGAACUCCAAGCUUACACACUUGCUGCAAGACUCAUUAGGAGGAGAUUCAAAGACACUCAUGUUUGUACAGAUCAGUCCUAAUGAAAAUGAUUUGGGCGAGACCAUUUGCUCUUUGAAUUUUGCUAGUAGAGUAAGGGGAAUAGAAUUGGGCCCUCCAAAAAAGCAGUGGGACACAAUUGAACUUCUGAAACACAAACAGAUGGCUGAGAAAACUAAACAAGAGCUGAAACUGAAGGAUUUUCAAAUCAAGAAGAUGGAGGAAACAAUCCAUGGAUUCGAGUCCAAAAUGAAGGAGAAGGAUCAUAAAAACAAAACUCUUCAAGAUAAGGUGAAGGAGCUGGAAUCACAACUUAUGAUUGAGAGAAAACUAGCGCGUCAACAUGUAGACUCAAAGAUAGCUGAGCAGCAUCAAAUGAAACACCAAGAAGAGCAAAACAAUUCAAUUUUGAGAUCAACAUCACUUACGAAUCGACCAUUAGCAACUCUCAAGAAUUUUAAUGAUCCAGCAAAACCCUUAAUGGAGAACAUCUUAAAACCUUACAGCAUACCCUUUUCUACAAUAGAAAGCUCCAUCAAGUGCAUUGAUCACAGUGAGAAAGAAAACAAUCCCGACUUGGCCGAUAAUAAAUCGCUACUUCCAAAAAGGGCAUCAAGAGCUUCUAUGUGUACAAUGAUGACACCGCGCAUUCCUUCAGCAGCUACUUCAAGGAGAAACUCUCUAAUUCCACUCCCAAGCUUAACACAGUUUCAAACACCAUUCAUUCCCAAGUUAUCAAACCAAGAAAUGAACGAGGAAUCAGAAACCACCAACUGUUCACAACCAUUACAACAAGGUCAUAGUGAGAGUCCAAAAGAAGUUAAAAGUGGUGUUAAGAAGAUAGGUAGCAUACUAAGAAGAAGCAUACAUAAGAAAGGUCAAGUGAGGUCUCCACUACAACACCACAUGAGAAAAGUUGGUGGUGUAAAUGUAGGGAUGGAGAAAGUGAGAGUCUCUAUUGGAAGUAGAGGAAAAUUGGCACAAAGGGUGCAAGUUGGAAAUGGUAGUAGAAGAGGUGGUGGAGCUAAAGAGACUCAACACAAGAAUAGUCACAAGGACAAGGAAAGGGCAUGGAUAUAAAAGAUGAGUUGAUUUAGACUUUAACUUCAUUUUUUUCUGCAAUGUGUGGAUAGAUAAAAUUGAUUUCUUGUGUGUUUUUUCAAGGUUUGAAAAAUGCAUCUCAUUUUUCAUGUGAAAUGGGAGAAUGCAUGGAGCAAGUCAUUUGUAAAUUCUGCAUGUGGGGUGUGUAAAUUUUCUUUAACUUUAAACAGUGAUGCCACAUCUCUAGAGUUGACUGUUUUUUUUUUUUUUUUCUUUCUGACUCAAGAUGACUGAGUAUUCUUUUCAUUUGAAUUCAAAUUCAACUCAAAUCUUGAUUCUGGAA